Emiliania huxleyi CCMP1516 is the source of this 693-nucleotide messenger RNA. RefSeq lists its product as hypothetical. NCBI's taxonomy places the organism in Eukaryota, Haptophyta, Isochrysidales, Noelaerhabdaceae. The transcript is spliced from 2 exons. The record is from RefSeq and is a predicted model, not a curated record. Bases 1 to 621 code for a protein of 206 amino acids.
AUGUGGGCCUCCGGGCCCGCUGCGGCGGCGCGGCCGGUUGAGGCCGGGCUCGGCCCGGCCCGCGACGGCUGGCCGCCGACGAGCGCGCUCGCGCUGCUCGUCAAGAUGGCGGCGGUGGCGAUUGCGGCGACAAAAGUUCAGUCGUACAGCGCUCAGGCGCCUGUCGUCUUUCGUCUUUUGUCGCAUUUCGCACACCCGCGCGCUCCGCGAGGGCAUGAGCCUUCCGCGAUUCGAUCCCGCAGCCAAAAGCUGCUCGCUCGAACCGCGGCCGACUCUGCCAUCGCGGCCGCAGCUGUUGAGCUCUUCGCAGAAGACUGGUGCCUCAUAUGCUGCCUCCCUGCGGAUGCUGCCGGCGAGCCUGGCGGUCCGCUGUACUACAAGGAUGUGCUGACUCGAUUCUACCUCGAAUUCUUCUACCCCCGCGACCCCACGAACGAAUGCAUUCGUGGCAUCCGAUGGGUCGCCCAGAGUAUCGACCUCUGGCUUGUCAGCCGGUCACUUGAUGACACCAUGAAGUACAGCGAUCGCCAUCUCGCUGGCCUCUUCGCAGGCCCCCCCGACCGCGUCGAACUCAUCGGCGCGGGCUCUCUCGGCUACGGGACCGGCCCCAGCUUCGGCUGAGGGCUAACAAGCUGCCGAGCCCAAAUCACUGUGAGAGUCGUGAUUUCUUGUUGGUCUUUAAAAAUCUCUCUC